UACUGCAAUAUUUAAAAAAAAAACAGAUAUGGCCAAAAUCUUCCAAGAUCAUCAAAUAUAGUAAAUUCUAAAAGAGAAAUUUGUAGCUCAGGAUCAUAUAUCACUUGUAGCCAAGAAUCCUAUAGUAAAUUCUACUGUGUUCUCACAUGGUGUUGUGUAUGCAUGCCACCAAUAGGAGUUAAAUAACUUUUAGAUAAAAUCUGAAUCAACAUGCAUAACUAAUAAAUAUGUUGGAAAUUUUGCAUUUUGCCCAUUAGCCUCUUAUCACCAUGAAAAAAUGUUAUCGUGCAAUAUGACAUUCAUUUCAUAGCGAAUAAAUCCCACUGCUUUCAAAAAUGUACUCCUCAGUGAAGAAUUUGGUGACAAGAAUGAAGGCUGCAGUGGAGUAAACCUAGUCCUUAAACAUGUUUGUUUUUCCACAUAUAAUAGUUACAUUCUUAAUGUAAAUUAAAUUUUUGGUUAAUAUUAUUUAAAUAUAAACCACAUUGGGGAGAGAAAUGCCCAUGUCAUUUUUGAUGAAGUCUUGACUCCAACAUCGAAUCCUAAAUGAGGUUUAUUUAAGAAUACUCAAUAGGGCCUAUAGAACCUAUUGGUUUAAAAGCGGGCUACUCCAAAGCUCCCACGCUAAUCGCUUGAACGAUUUCAACCUGCUCGCCGCCGCUCUUUUUCGACCCCAGCCCCGCCCCGCUACCGUCACGUCUCUCCUCGCCAAUGCGAAUGUCCACAAGCGGAAACACAGGGUCCUCUUCUCCCCCAUGUCCUCAACUCGCCUCCUGAUUGGUCAAGGGUCCGAUGACGUAAUGCGGAUGACCAAGCAGGCGGGCCGUGCAGCGGCUUCCUCCGGGAGUCUUGUUUACGAGCUCUUUUCCCGCGCAGAAAGGGACGGCUAGGUUUGGCGUUAAUUGUCCCGCUAAGCCGCCGGAGCUGCGGGUGCCUGAGCUGCUCGUUGCGCCGAUCAGCGUGGUGGGGAAAGAGAUGCCGAAGCGCUCCUGCCCGUUCGCAGACUCGUCCCCGAUGCAGCUGAAGACGCGCGUGCGGCUGAAGGAGCUGAGCCAGGGCGUCAUGGGCGAGAGGUACCGGCGCGAGAUCUUCGAGAAAACCAAACAACUGCUCUUCAAAGGUGCUCAAACAUACAUGGACAAUGCUUGCAAUGCAAGUGCAGUGGGAACAUAUCUAAUUACACAGUAUCCAGAAUCAUGUAUAGACAAAUCAGAAAUUUGUUCUUGGCACAGAUGUAAUAAACAAAUGUUAAUUGGGCAGGAUGGAAAACUUCGACAACCCUGUUCAAGUGAAAUGGUUUUGCCUGUAGGAGUGUCAAAGGCCUGUUCCUCCUGUAUAAGAACAGUUGACAUCAAAGAUGUUUGCACGCAGUGUGAUCAAUACAUAUGCCAGAACUGCAGCAAACUCUGCAGCUGUUGCAGCACCAUUAUCUGUUCAUUUUGUUCAGUUAUAGAAUCAGAGGAUGUUGGAGAUCAAAUCUUUUGCAGUGGCUGCUCAAUGUACAAAGAAUAAACUGCUGUUUUUAGGAAAUGGUUAUCAUUAAGUGUUGUAAAGAAUGUAUUGCCUUUUAAAUAAUUAGGUUUUUGAGAUACUGGAGUGCCUUUUUCUAAAUAUUGUAUAUUCUCUAAUUGUAGUUUCAUAUAAUAAAUAUUUUAUAUUUUGAUAA
Messenger RNA from Crotalus tigris (Tiger rattlesnake), 1666 nucleotides. It is a transcript of the gene SIVA1, whose product is annotated as SIVA1 apoptosis inducing factor. Lineage: Eukaryota; Metazoa; Chordata; Lepidosauria; Squamata; Viperidae. Gene Ontology annotation, biological process: extrinsic apoptotic signaling pathway. Bases 976 to 1512 code for a protein of 178 amino acids. The transcript is spliced from 4 exons. Gene Ontology annotation, molecular function: CD27 receptor binding. The record is from RefSeq and is a predicted model, not a curated record.